Molecule: messenger RNA, 6115 nt
Organism: Salvelinus namaycush (lake trout)
Lineage: Eukaryota; Metazoa; Chordata; Actinopteri; Salmoniformes; Salmonidae
Product: guanine nucleotide exchange factor DBS-like
Exons: 30
Coding region: 320-3649 (1109 amino acids)
Biological process (GO): intracellular signal transduction
Cellular component (GO): cytoplasm
Molecular function (GO): guanyl-nucleotide exchange factor activity; protein binding
Source: RefSeq, a predicted model, not a curated record
CUGCUGUGCGCUGAGAGAGUCUUGUGAGAGAAUAGAGUGGAGCUGUGAGACACAGCUGGGGCUGAAAAAAUUGCCCAAAGGAACAGAUGCACUCCUUCCUUAGAAAAAUACUUUGCGAUGUGUGUGUUCGGGUGUGUGUAAGUGGGGAAUGUGUGUGUCUUGGGUUACUUACUCAGGAAGUCCGAAGAGGAGAAAGGGGAUGAAAAUGGUUGAAAAAAUUGUUUUGACUAACUUCCGCUGCUGGCUGUGUGAUUUACCCCCGUCGCCUGGAUUAGUGUGACUUUUCUCUCUCCUCACACCCAACUAUAGUGGCACUACGAUGAAGAGAACCAGACCUGUCAUAGAUGAGAUCAUGCAGCAAGAGAUCAGGCCCUUGCUGGCUGUCGACAUCAUAGAGCAGCUGCACCGGCAGUUUGCCCUGCUCUCAGGAGGAAGAGGGAAAGAUGGUGCCCCAAUCAUCACCUUCCCUGAGUACUCAGGCUUCGGCGACCUCGUAGCGGAGGACUUCCAGAAUGUUGUAACAUAUCUGACCAGCAUCCCCAGUUUGGACGUGGCCAGCAUCGGUUUUGUUAUAAUCAUCGACCGCAGGCGGGACAAAUGGAGCUCAGUGAAGGCCUCGCUGACGCGGAUAGCGGGAGCAUUUCCAGGGAACCUCCAGCUGGUGUUGGUUCUAAGGCCCUCCCGCUUCUUCCAGAGGGCCAUCGCUGACAUUGGCAUUAAGCUGCACCGGGAUGACUUUAAAAUGAAGAUUGUGAUGCUCAACUCCCUAUCUGACUUAUAUGGCUACGUGGAUAAGGGCCAGCUAACAUGUGAGCUUGGUGGGAACCUGGACUACUGUCACAGCCAGUGGAUCCACCGCCGGACAGCCAUUGAGAACUUUGCUGUGACGGUGAAGACCACGGCUCAAAUGCUGCAGAAGUUCGGUACAGACCUGGCAGAGACGGAGCUGCCCAAUGAUGUGCAGUGCACCAAAGACCUACUCACUACUCACACUGAGAAGCACGACAAACUCAAGGAUGAACUGAAAUUAGCGAUGAAACAGGGAACCACUCUACUGGGCUGUAUCAAAGAGCAGGCUGCCAAGUCUGAGAACCACCAGCUAAACCCAGACGAGAUGGAGAACCACACCACUGUGGAAAGGUUGUUGGCCCAGCUAGAUGAGACAGAAAACGCGUUUGAACAGUUCUGGUCUAAACAUCACCUCAAACUGGAGCAGUGCCUACAGUUACGCCAUUUUGAGCAUGACUUCCGAGAGGUGAAAGUGUCAUUGGACAGUCUGAUGGCGACUCUGACAGCCCUGUCAGACAUUGGGGACUGUGUCACCCUGGUAGAGAUGUUACUGAAGGACCUCAAGACCUUAGAGGAGAAGGCUCAGGAGUCGUUAGAGAAGGCCCAGCUCCAUGCCCUACACGGGGACCAGCUGAUUCAGAGCAACCACUAUUCUGUGGACUCCAUACGGCCCAAGUGUGUGGAGCUCCGACACAUCUGUGAUGACUUCACCAACGAAGCCCAGAAGAAGUACGACGUCCUCUCCAAAUCACGCCAAAUACACAAAGGCAUAGACAAGGUGAACCAGUGGUGUGAGUCGGGGGUGUACCUGCUGGCCUCUCAGGCUGUGGACAAGUGCCAGUCCCAGGAAGGGGCUGAGGCAGCCCUGCAGGACAUUGAGAAGUUCCUGGAGACGGCCAAGGAGAACCAACUGAGUGACCUCAAGAACAUCCACAACCAGUAUGAGCUAGUCCUCAACGUUGAAGUCAAGGCUAAUGUACAAAAGGCUCUAAAGAGGCUGGACGAUGUACAGGAGAUGUUUGAGAAGAGACAGGUUAGUCUGAAGAAGUUGUCAGUCAAACAGACCCGGCCCGUCCAGCCUGUGGCCCCCCGGCCUGAGUCCUCUCCCAAACGGCCUGCGCCCCACAAAACACCCAGGACUACCUGCCCUGCCCCUGCACUCAGUCGAAGGAUCUCAGAGAACUCUAGUGCCACAAAGCAGCCCACGGAAGCUGAGCUUGCAAAAAGGAAAAAUGUAAGCCGCAAAGUCAAAGGGAGCCUCAAGAUUGAGGUAAUGCAUGAGGCAAGCCAGGGAGGCUCCAGCCACGUCCUGGUGACGAACGAGACAGAGGAGAGUCUUUCAAACAGACGGAGACACAUCAUGAACGAGCUUAUUGAAACUGAGAGGCUGUACGUGGAGGAGCUGCAGAGCAUCAUAGAGGGAUAUGCUGCCGAGCUGGACAACACAGAGCUUUCCCCCCUCAUCCCCGCAGCCCUGGAGAACAAGAAAGAUGUACUGUUUGGCAAUCUCCCAGAAAUAUAUGAAUUUCACAACAGGACAUUUUUCAAAGAGCUUGAAAAUUGCAUGGAAAGGCCAGAAUUGGUAGGGACCUGCUUUUUGAAAAGGAAAGAAGAGCUGCAGAUCUAUGAGAAGUAUUGUCAGAACAAGCCUCGAUCAGAGGCACUGUGGAGACAGUGUGGAGACAGCCUGUUCUUCCAGGAAUGUCAGAAGAAGCUGGACCACAAACUCUCCCUGGAUGCCUAUUUACUCAAGCCUGUGCAGAGGAUCACCAAGUACCAACUGAUGGUCAAGGAGAUGCUGAAAUGCAGUAAGAACCAGGAGGGUACUGUUGAAUUGGAGGAGGCCCUUGCCACCAUGCUGGACAUCAUCAAGUCUGUCAAUGACUCCAUGCAUCAAAUUGCCAUAACGGGAUUCGAGGGGAACCUUAGUGAGCUGGGCAAGCUCCUGAUGCAGGGCUCAUUCAACGUGUGGACGGACCACAAGAAGGGCCACAGCAAGGUGAAGGACCUGGCCCGCUUCAAGCCCAUGCAGAGGCACCUGUUCCUCUACAAUAAGAUGCUGCUUUUCUGUAAGAAGCGGGAGGAGACCACGGACGGACACGAGAAGCCGUCCGCCUCAUAUAGCUUCAAACACUCCCUAAAGAUGAGUGCUGUGGGAAUCACCGAAAAUGUCAAAGGAGACAUUAAGAAGUUUGAGGUCUGGUAUAACGGCAGAGAGGAAGUUUAUAUAAUUCAGGCUCCCUCCAUGGAUGUGAAGAACAUGUGGGUGUCAGAGAUCCGGAAAGUUCUGACAGGCCAGCUAGAAGCUUGCAGAGAGGCUAGUCAACUCCAUCAGAAGAUCACUGAGAAUGUGUAUCAUGCUCCCAUGAGAAACAUACGCAAAAUGGCCCUGAGGCAGUCGGACUCGUCUAGCCCGGAGACAGGCUUCAGGAGGAGCAACCCCAGCCCCAACAUGAGACAGAAACGAGGCUGGACCCAACGGUGUUUGCCUUCAAUGGACACAGAGGACUUUGAAACCAUCCAUUCGAGUGCAGAGGAGCUCUCCAACUCUUCAGAUGGCGAGGAUGAUUCCAGUAAUAAAAAUGACCAUGAUCGCUUCCGUGUCCAGUUGACAUACGAGUCGAGGACAGCGCAGGACCUGUCUCUGGAGUCAGGAGAUUUAGUACAGUUCCUGGAGGAGGCAGAGGAUGGCCACUGGCUAGUCAAGAAUCUUAUUCCUCAGAAGACAGGUCUGGUACCGCCCAGUGUACUUCAGACAGCAGCAGGAGAUAUCUUCAGUGACAUGUGCACAGCAGCUCUGUCUGACUCUGAGGAAAAUGAAAACCCUACGUGGGGAGAUGUAUCUCAGGACAGCAGAUAGGAACGAUGGACCAUUUGGUCAUGAACUUCUGGAACAUGCUGGUAGCCCAACUUGGUAAAUCUUCACAGUGGGGCAUCGAUUUCAGCUGCUAUGCUCAGACAGAAAACUACAAGUCUGAAGUCAAGUCAAUAGUGAAAAUUAGAAUAAAUGCCGAACUGUUUUGCCCUGCUUCAGCUGCUGAGGUUAAAGAAAGUUACUUUUACCACCAUUUUGUCAUGUCUCAAAACCUGAACAUGAUCUGCUAGUCAGUGCUGUCAAAGAAACUGUGCUGUGGCUUUGCUGCACACCAUACUCCCUCCUGUGGCUUAAUCAUGUAACCGUUGUGAGGAGGGUCAUCCUGGACACAUAGUGGACAAAGAAGUGCUACCAUGGAAACGGGAUCUCUCUCCAUCAAGGGGGAAAAUGCUUGACCCAUAGACUCAAUUGGAGACGGGCUUGAUUGUAAUUCUUGCGUUAAGACCUUAACAUUUAAACUUCCUGAAACGUUGUUGUUUUGUCCUGCUGAAUUGUCUGCCAGUUCAGUUGUUUUAUAAAUAACUGAGGGAAUUCUCAUUUUGCAAGAGAUUUACUUUUCCCUGAACAACAACAUACAGUACAUAGAUAUUUACUUCAUCUUAUGUACAUACAUAAUAUAUAUAUUUUUUUCCACUAUUGUAAAAUAUGUGUAUAACUAUUCUAUAAAUUCUCAUCUGAUCAUUGUAAAAGUAUUCAUGCCAACUUCUUUCAAAUUGUGGAUUAAUCUCAAAUGUAUGUCCUGGUUAAAUGGUAGUGAAUUCACUCGUGAAAUACCAUCUUAUGGUCGAUUGUGCUUACAAGCAUUGCACAUAGCCCUGAACAUAUUUUAUUAAUCUACUAAAAUUGUGGUACCAUUGUACAGAAAAUAUUCCAAUAGUACUGUACAGCUUAUUUGGAAGUUGUAUUGCUAUACAGUACAGCCCCAAUAUAGAAUGUUUUAAUAUUAUGUAUAUUUAAGAACAUAGCUUUGACCAUCAGUGAUAUGACUCAUAUGAUCCUUCAACUGUUCAUCUGACUUUUGUUUAAACAUCAUUGUUUCUAAGCCAUAUAAUGGCAUUAAAUGCCCCAGAUCUGGUAUAACAGCAUACAUGAGAUUGUAUCGGGCCACAGUAUAGCAAUCUUUUAAUAUAAAGCGCUUCAAAAGGCUGUAUUGCUACUGCAAACAUUUUUUUGUAUGUGUUUAUUUGACCAUUAUAUCCGGGUAAGUCAUUGAGAACAAAUCAUUAUUCACAAUAGCAUAUUAUUCAAUGAACUUGUCGCAUUACCUCAAUGUAAUUCAAUCUCUUCCGAAUGCCUGUCAAUGAGUUCUAACAAUUUGGGGUGUUUAAGAAUAGUAAGACAUUGAAAGGUAUAAGCACAUGCACAAAGGGACUGAAGACAGAGGAAACUCUAGAUGGAAUGUAAAGAAGAGGUCUGGAUUUGUUUUUCAUAACCAAAAAUGUUGUGUUCCUAAUCUCUGAGACCGGACCUCUGCAAAAAAUAUCACUAAGACGUUAUGAAAUUCAGCCAAAAGGCAAUGAAUUCCCACGAAGCACAAAGCAACUGCCUUUUUAGACAGAGGUGCUGGACUCAUUUAAGAUGAGUUACAAUGAAAUGUCAUUCAAUCCGAGUGAAUUCAGAAUGCAUCUGUGACUGUUUUCUAUGGAUAAGUGUACAUUACUUUUCUGUAAUUUUAAGUAUAUUAUGAAAUGCAUGCAUCUUGAAAGCCAAUGUUAAUUUCUGCUCUUUUGUCAGUGAUCAAUGCUGUUUCAGGUAUAGCAGAACACAGCCAGCCCACUAUAUCGUUAUAAUUCCUGCCUACCCAUUGCUACUCCCUCAAGGGAAAGAAGAAAGACAUUAAUGUUAGACUUAAAGCAUAAUGUAUUCCCUCAGUUGGUGACUGGUACUAAGUUUUUAUCUGCUUUCUCCUACUGAUAUUAAAUCAUAUUUUAAAGAAGCACAUUAUAACAUUUGAAAUGCUUAAGAGAUCUAGUCUCUGGCACCAAUAGCCAAUAGCAUUAUUCAUAGCAUAUGAAAAUGAUGACAAAUUCCUUCUAUUCCCUCAUUCACCCUCACCCAUAACAUGAACCCGCCAUUUAAGUGCACCAACAGAUAUCUUUACAUAACUGUUAUGCAACACAAUUUUAGAUGCAAAGUUUGAAAGAUAUGAACUUCUCAUUUGGCCAAAUUUCCUUGCUGGUGAGUAUCAUCCAGAUGUUUAUUUAACUAGGCAAGACAGUUAAGAACAAAUUCUUAUUAACAAUAACAGCCUAGGAACAGCAGGUUAACUGCCUUGUUCAGGGAAGGAACAACAGAUUUUUACCUUGUCAGCUCUGGGAUUUGAUCUAGCAACCUUUCGGUUACUGGCCCAACCUGCUGCCCCAGAUGUAAAGGCAAUAAACAUUUAACAUUUGAUCAUUUACACUAUCUUUACAAUUUCCAUUGGGAUAUAAUACACUAUGGCAUUCCUGA